AUGGAUGAACUCUUUUUUAAAGUAUAUAAAAAUUUAUUUUUAAGAAAUAAAAUAUUUUAUCAUAUUUCAAAUGAUAAAUUAAACUAUGAUGAACUCUCUCAAUACAAUCACUUGAAUAGAAUAAAAUUUAAACAUAUCUCUUCUUUAAAAUUUAUGGUUGAAAAAAAUCAAUUUCCAUUAUUAAAUUAUAAAUUAAAAAGUGGAGAAUUUGUUCAAAUUAAUAGAGAUGGUAUAGAAUUAUUAUUUAAAAAAGUAUUAAUAAAACAACAACAAUCACAAUCACAACAACAAUCACAACAACAACAACAAUCACACGAAUCACAAGAAGAAUCAUUAUUAUUAUUAUUUAAUUUAAAAAGAGAAAUUUUAUUUAAAAUUUCAAAUUUAUUAGAAUUAUCAAUUAAAUUUAAUAAUUUAAAUUUUAUAAAAUAUUUAUUUAAAACUCAAAAAUCAGAUAAAGAAAAUGAAAUAAAUAAAGAAUUAGAUAUAUAUUAUAAAAAAUUUGAAAUUGAUUCAACAACUAUUGAAUAUGCUUUAUCAAAUUCAUCUUCAAUUGAAGUUAUGGAAUAUUUAUAUAAUGAAAUUAUAAUAAAUAGUAUUGGUAGUAGUGGUAGUAAAUUAUUAAAAGGAAAGAUUGAAAAUAAAUCAUUAAAAUUAUCAACAAUAAAUGGAUCAAUAGAUAUUAUUCAAUGGGUAUUAAAUAAAGGAUUAUAUAAUGAAAUUAAUUUUAAAGAAAUGGAAAAAAUUCAUUUAAAUCAUUUAUUAAAUAUUAAAUCAAAUUUAACAAUUUCAAUAAAAUUAUUAGAAAUGAAUUUAUUAGAUAGAGAAAAUGAUAAUGAAACUAAUAUUUGUUCAAUUGUUGUUGAUAAAAUUAUUAAAACUUUAAAAGAUAAAUCAAUUCAAGAAUUAAUUUAUUAUAAUUUAUUAUUAAAUAAUAAAAUUGAUGGUAGUGGUAGUGAUAAUGAAGAUUAUAUAAAAAAAUUAAAAAUUUUAAUACUUAAAUCACCAAUGUCAUCAAUUGAUAAAGAAUUAUUAUAUUUUGAAUAUUUAGUAGAUUAUGAUGAUGUUAUAGCAGAUUUACCAUUAUUUGAUUCAGUUGUUUAUGAAUAUACAUUUUCAUUACUUUCAAUCAAUGCUUUAAAAUAUUUAACAAGUAAAAGUUUGAGUAGACAAAGUAAAAUCUCACCGGAAUGGUCAAAUACUUUAAAAGAGAAAUAUUUAAAUAAUUAUUAUACAUAUAAGGAUAAACUAUUUGAUGGUAGUAAAGAAAGUGAGAAUAGAAUAAUCGAAUUCAUAAAUCAAUAUUGCCAAUAUAGGUCUCAAGAAAAUCUUAAAAAAGAUACAGGUUUACAAUUUUUAUUUUGGCCAACAUUUGCAAAUUGUUUAUUAUACUAUAGAGAAUUUUCAGUUGACUUGGUUGAAAAAGUAACAAAUAUUAAAGGAUUCCCAUACAGAGAGAGUUUUAUUAAUAUUGAUUUCCCUGUUGGUGAAAUAUCACCAAUGAAAAAAUAUCAAUGGUAUUAUGAAAAUGUUAUUUUACCUAAUUAUAGAGAUAAUCAAAUUGAAUACUAUGGCUUAAAUCAAUACUUAUCAACAAUACAAUGUAAACAAGAUGUUGAUUUUAUAUUUAAAAUUAGAAAUCCAUCAAUUAAACUUGAAAUUAAAUUUUUACCAAUUUCAAUGAAUUUAUUAGAGAGCGAUGAUGAUGAUAAUAAUAAUUCAAUUUCAAUUUCAAAUUAUUUUAAAUCAUUAUUUAAACAUAUUCCAGAUUAUUAUUGUUUUUCAAUACCAUUUUUAAAAUCAUUAUUAACAUUUAAUUUAAAGAUUUUAAAAGAAUUGGAUUUAAAAAUUGGUGUUGUAUUUAAAAACUUUGGUUCAAGAGAAAUUUUAGCAAAAACUGAUUAUAAAAAAGAAUUUUUUAAUGAAAUUACAAAUCAAAUUGAAAAAGAUAAAAUUAUUGAAUUUUUCGAUUACCUAAAUCAAUCAAAUUAUAGAAUUUUCGAUUGUCAAACUUGGAUUUUAUAUAUUUCUUCAUUAUUUAAAUCAUUACAUGUUACUUUAGAGGGUGAAAAUAAAAUUGAAUUAUUAAAACAAUUAAAUAUAAAUUAUAAUCAAUUUCAAAAUGAAUCAAUUAUGUUGGUAAUAAAUUUUAUAUUUGAAAAUAAAUUUGAAGAAGCAUUAAUAAUUUUAUCAUCAUUAAAUUUUAAUAGCAAUAUUGAUUCAAUUAAAUUGAAUGAUAUCAAUGGUUUCGUUUAUCAAACUCAACAAUAUUGUUUUUAUAAAGUUGCUGAAGAUGAUGGAUUUAGAAAGAAAAUUUAUAAAAAUAAAUUUCAAUUUCAAUUGGUUUUUAAAGUUUUAGAAUUAAUUUUAAAAAAUUGGAAUUUUAAAAAAGGUGGUAGUGGUAAUGGUAGUGGUGGUGGUGAUGAUUAUUAUAAUGAUAUAUUAGUACCAUUAUUUGAACAUUUAUAUAAAACUAUUAUACAAUGUUUUGAUUCAAAUUAUUAUAAUAUUAAAUUAGUUAGAGAUAUUUUAUUAUCAAUUGGUAAUUAUAAAGUUUCUGAAGAUUUAUUUGAAACUUUUAAUUAUUUAACAAUUAAAUCAAUUAAAAUUUCAUCUUUUAUAAUUUCAAAAGAAAGAUUUAAUUAUUUAAUUAAAAAAAAAGAUAAAGAUUCAUCAAGACUUUUACAAGAUCCUUUCUUAUCUCAAUGUUUAAUGAAACCUGAAUUUUCAUUUGAUUCAAUUUUUAAUUCUAGUGAAACUCAAUUACUUUUAAAAUUACAAUCAUUAUUUCAAGAAAAUGAAAAUGAAAAUGAAAAUUAUAAUAAUUUACAACCACGUUUAUUUACUCAUCAACAUAUUAGAAUUGAUGUAUUUUCAGAUAAUGAAAAAGAUGUUUAUUUCUUUGGUAAUAUUGGUGAAAUUGAACCAUUAUUUAAAUGUUUUAAAGGAUUUUUAAAACAACAAUUACAACAAGAUCAAGAUCAAAAUCAAGACCAACUUCAUAAUGAUAAUAAUAAUAAUAAUACUUCAAAUAUUUUACUACAAGUUUUAUCAAAAAUAUUUGGUAAUUUUAAAGAUAAACAAUUAUUAAAUCGUUUUAUAAAUGAGUUUUGUAUUUCAAAUAAUAAUGAUAAUAAUAAUAAUAAUAAUUGUUUAGAUAUUAAUUUAGUUUUUAAAUCAGCAAUUCAAGUAUUACGUAUUGAUUUAUUAGAUUGGAUGUUAAAUGAUUGUAAAUUAAAAGAUAAAAUUAUUAUUGAUAGUUCAUUACAAUCUAUUCAUUCUUUGGUUGAAUUAAAUCAUAUUGAAUUCUUUACUUUUUUUAUUAAUAAUUGUAAAGCUUCUAUAAAAAUUAAUGAUGUUAAACAAUGGUAUAGUUUAUCUCAAUCUCUUGGUUAUCAAGAUUUAUCUAAUUUAUUUAUAAAUAAUUUCCCCACAAUCCAAACAAUUUAA
Molecule: messenger RNA, 3450 nt
Organism: Dictyostelium discoideum AX4
Lineage: Eukaryota; Evosea; Eumycetozoa; Dictyosteliales; Dictyosteliaceae
Exons: 1
Coding region: 1-3450 (1149 amino acids)
Source: RefSeq, a predicted model, not a curated record